UUUGCUUUCAUCGUCCAUGAGCUCAUAAUGCACCACAAACAUACUUAAACCCAGCUGUUAACGGAUUGUUAGAUAUAAUCAAAGGAAAGAUUAUGGCUUCAGAAACGAUGGAACUGAAUGGAGAUGCUUUCGUAGGUGAAUCAGGAGAGCGUCCUCGACAGAACCGCUGGUCCAGGAACUCCCCAAUUAACAUGAACCAUUACGCCAAUAAGAAAAGUGCAGCAGAGAGCAUGCUGGAUAUCGCGUUGUUGAUGGCCAACGCUUCCCAGCUGAAGACCAUUCUGGAGGUGGGACCCACGUUCACCUUAUAUGUUCCUCUCAUCAGCCUCAUCAGCAUCUCCCUCAUCCUACAGAUCAUCGUGGGGGUCUUGCUUAUCUUCAUAGUGAAGUGGAAUCUGAAUGACACGAGUAAACACUAUAUACUGAAUCUUCUGGAGAACAUCGUCACAGCUCUCGUCUUUAUCAUUGUAGUAGUAAAUAUUUUCAUCACAGCAUUUGGCAUCCAACGACCGGAGGACACGAAAUCUUAACUGGCAACUCCAGUUUGGGGUUUCCUACAGGUAUAUAUAGCUGGACGUUUAUUAUUGAACAUCACAAGAAGUUCUUUUCAUCACAUAUUCAUAUGUGCCUCUAUGUAAAUAUGCUUUAUUGUUUUGCAAAGAACUUUUUUGGUCCCAAAAAUGAGGUAAUAACAGCCUAUUGUGGAUUCUGAUUAAAUUUGAAGCUAAAUUUAAUUUAAAAGAUGAACUUACAUGUAAUUGUUAGAUGGGUAUUUAACACUGUUAAAUUGCAUUAAAUGUCAAAUUGGAUCAAAUGUUAAUGACAAAUACCUGUCAAGCCUGAAAUGGACCAAUAGGAAAGCAGCACCUCACCUCACAUGGGACCUUCAUACUGCCUACCUGAACGCCUCUAAUUACUGUAUCAGCUGUCUGAACGGGAAAAAAAUGGACUCAUUUUACAUGUGGUUUAACACAAUGCAGCUCUUGCACAUGGCAUGUUUGUGUUUUUUACUUAAAGGACAUAUUUAAAGAUGUUGCUGUAUGAAGGAUAAAUUGCUUAUUAAGCCUGAGAACAGUUUGAGCUGAUUAUGACUCUAUGAAGAGUGUUUAAAUCAGCACUUUAACAAAAAGGAUCCUUUCUUACGAAAUUCAGUACUUUUACAAAACAUGAAUACUAAAUCUGACUUGGCAUAGUGAUACAUCAUAAACAUAGCACACCUUUUCUUGUAUUAAUUGGCCAAAAACAUCAUGAAUUGAUUUUUUAGUUUUUUUUUUUUUUUUUUAAGUACAAGAAUUUGCAAUUGAUACAGUAAAAACACUGAUAAAAGAGCGCCAUCUACUGAUUAUGAGCUACGCUACAGAAAAUGAAGGAUACUGCUUUUUUCUUUAGAAUAUAAAGUUGUUUAGUGUUUUGAUAUUUGUUGUGAUUAAUUACUAUUCAUAUGUUGAAGUUUUUGUACAUUUUAUAUGGAUAUCUUUUGUAAUGACCAAAGAUUUCCUUUGUUUUUCAGUUUUAGAGAACAGUAUUAGUAAACGAAAAGCAAAUGAUUAAAAAUAAAUGCAUUUAGUUAUUAUGUCAGUGCAAAGGUAAAUAGUAGACCUACUUACAGUUGUCUUUACAUUCAAUAUUGCACACUGGUCUUCUUCAAUCCUAAAGUUGCUGCAUUUAAGGACAAAACAAUUAUUCUGACACCAAUAAAAUUAUUUUUCACCAAUCGUUUUUUGCUGAAAAAAA
Labeo rohita (rohu) is the source of this 1734-nucleotide messenger RNA. RefSeq names its product ninjurin 1 (gene ninj1). Bases 93 to 530 code for a protein of 145 amino acids. Lineage: Eukaryota; Metazoa; Chordata; Actinopteri; Cypriniformes; Cyprinidae. Gene Ontology annotation, cellular component: membrane. The record is from RefSeq and is a predicted model, not a curated record. Gene Ontology annotation, biological process: cell adhesion; tissue regeneration. The transcript is spliced from 3 exons.